AUGGCUUUCCAAUGCCUCACAUGUCCCCAAAAUUUCCAUGACCGGCGCGCUCUCAAGACACAUCAACGGAACUGCAAAGGUUAUCAAGAUAUUCAAGAUGUUACCUUUCAGCAAAAGCACGCUCGAGAGGAGGAGGUGGCAGAAGAGGUGGAGACACGGUCGAGGAAGAGAGCUCAGGUGUUGGUAGAACCUGAAGAGUUGACAGCAGAGCAAUUUGAUGAUUUCCUGCCUGGCUCCGCCACCCCCCUCUCCUAUAUUCCUUCGAAACAGCAUCUUCUUCCUACCCAGCCUGGCCCGGAGUCUGUACCACCAAUCCCUCCUCCGCCUGAGCCUGAGCCUGAGCUGGUGCCAGCGCCAGAACUCAUCUUUGAAACAAAACCCAAUGAAUUUGGGUUAUUCCGUCAGUACAAGCGACACCUGACACACAACCCAGAACCUGAAAAUUCACUCGAUAAAGUCUGUGACUCUGCAGCAUUCCCCAAGGUGGAUCCGGCACCGCCCCAGGAUGCAGCAUCAAUGGAACCCUGGUAUGCUCUGUUUACUAAUGCAGUAGCUGCAAUUAUGAUGUGCUGGCAGUACAUGAAGUUUGCGACAAAAUCCACAAGCGAGAUAGAUCACUUAGCGCACUCUCUUGGGGAUUCCAUGAGGGAUGGAUUCAGUAUCAAGGACUUCACAAAGUUCAACACUGCUCGAGAGAACAAGCGCAUAGACAGCUACAUCGCCGAUUCUUUGAGCCCCUUCAAUGAGGGCGAGGGCUGGCAUCAAUCGGCUGUUAAGAUCCGCCUCCCUGCUGACAAGGUGAAGACUCCCGAAGACCAGGCGCCAGAAUUUGAAGUCAAGGGUGUCUGGCAUCGCAAUAUCGCCGACAUUAUCAAGACUGUCUAUUCAGAUCCCACCACCUUCUCUACACUUUACACCACCCCAUUUCAGCAGUUUUGGAAGCCGUUCAAGAACUCAAAGCCCGAGCGCAUCCACUCAGAAAUAUAUUGCUCACACUCAAUGCUCGAGGCUGACGAGGAAAUACAGAAACUCCCAUGCGAGCCUGAUGACAAGUUGGAGCGUAUCGUCGCGCCGCUCAUGCUCUGGUCGGAUGCGACGCACCUUGCAAAUUUUGGCAUGGUGUCACUCUGGCCUUUCUACUUGUUUUUUGGCUCCCAAUCAAAGUACACCCACGCAAAACCCACGGCAUACGCAUGCCAUCAUCUAGCAUACAUCCCCUCACUUCCAGACAUUAUUCAAGAUUUUUACCACUCAUUUUUCGGCAAGAGCGCGACGGCAGAGACUCUCACGCACUGUAAGCAUGAGCUCAUACAUGCGAUAUGGAUCCUUCUCCUUGACAACAAUUUCAUGGAGGCAUACACCCACAGAAUCGUCAUUCGAUGUGGUAACGGUAUCAUGUGUUAUGUGUUUCCACGAUUCUUCACUUACUCCACGGACUACCCUAAAAAGGUCAUACUUGCGAGUAUCAAGUAUCUUGCCAAGUGCCCAUGCCCUCAAUGCCUUGUCGAGAAGAAGAAAGUUGUCCACAUGGGCAUGAAGUCUGAUAUGAAGACCCGCUGCAAGGACCACAAAGAUGAUGUCCAACGCCAGCAGAAUUUUGGUGUGCCACUCAAGGCAGACAGGCUGAAGACAGUGCUCGGUGAACGCUCGCUCGUACUAACAAGGAAUGCCUUUUCCACGAAGCUAGUGCACUUUGGGUUCAACUUCCAUUUGAUGUUUGUGGUCAACCUCCUGCAUGAGGUCGAGCUGGGUGUAUGGAAAGCUACCUUCACUCAUCUGAUGCAAGUGCUUCAAGCAGCUGCAGAUGAUGCCAUUCAAAAAUUGAAUCAACGCUAUCGAGCGGUACUCACGUUUGGUCGCAGCACAAUACGACACUUUCACAGGAAUGCCUUGGCCAUGUGGAAGCUUGCUGCACAAGAUUUUGAAGACUUGUUACAGUGUGCUAUGCCAGUAUUCGAAGGCCUUUUGCCUGCACGCCACGACACCAUUGUGGCCAACCUCCUGUUUGACCUCACAACCUAG
This is a messenger RNA of Heterobasidion irregulare TC 32-1, 2022 nucleotides long. RefSeq lists its product as uncharacterized. NCBI's taxonomy places the organism in Eukaryota, Fungi, Basidiomycota, Agaricomycetes, Russulales, Bondarzewiaceae. The transcript is spliced from 8 exons. The coding region runs from base 1 to 2022 and encodes 673 amino acids. The record is from RefSeq and is a predicted model, not a curated record.